ACUCCUUGUUUGUUUAAUAUAUACACCCAAAAGAAAUGGUGUUUUGGUCCUUUCCACCGACCUCUAAGCAACUCAAAUUCACUCUCUCCGGCGUCGUCGCCGGCGUUACUCUCAUUGCCGCCGGUGCAUAUCUUUCCUUUUCCAACAUUGCCCCUCAACAAGCUCGAGCUAAGGCCCGAAAAGAUUACAUCAAAGCUCGACUCAAACAGCUUGUACAAGAUUAAAAUCAACUUCACUGUUUACUACUUGUAAAGAAUUUGAUUUAGCGUGUGCAAAUUUGAGCUUUUUGUCAGAUUAUUUUGCUUGCUCUUGCUCUUGGAGAUUAUGCUUGCAUUUUGGCUCUUCAAUUGAACUUUCUACGUUUCAUCAGCAAAUGGUUCAUGUUUAUGCAGUGUAUCCAGUACUAUAUUGUGGAAGCAAAUGCUGCCUUGUCUGCGGCAGCUAUCAUUAACAGCAACAGCUAACUGCUCAUCUCCAUCUUUGGAAGGUAUGUUUAUGAAUUUAGAUGCAGUGGAAGUACAAAAAGGGGCCAAUUACACCUUGGCCAGGUGGCGUAGCUGAUGAUAACAUAGCAAGUUCCCAACCUUCACCUACCGUUAACCUAUCACGAGCAUAUACCCUUGCAGUGAAAACUUCUUCUUACGGCGAGAUAUGGUCCAAGGUCCACCAUGAGGUCCCUUCUGACCUUAGUGUGGAGGUAGCACAAGUUGAGUUCCAGGAGGAGCCGCUGCAACUAGAAGAUAUCCUUAAACCAAAUCAUGAGUGUGUUGAAGAGGCACUUUUGCAUAUAAAACCAGAAGCCCUAAACCAACUUAUCGCUAAGUACUUGGAUGACAGUGAGCAAACCGCUCGUCUCUGUAUCAGUUUCUCUCAAAGUGUAAACCAAGCUCGACGUUUGUAUGCUCCCAUUUGUAGGCUGCUCGAUGUCCUUCCCCAGGAAAUGGAGUCUACUGGACAUUCCCUUUCGCAAGCUCAAUGCAAUUGGGCAUUUGACAUCUUCCUCCAAUUUGACAGUCUCAACAAUCCCUUUCCUAUACAUGACACCCAUAACUUCAAUGAUAUGCGUCAUUGUUACUUAGAGCUAAAGCGUGAGCUUGACCUUCUUUUACAAAAGUCACGUUCAAAGGUCCAACUUCUCCGUCAUUCUACCAAAGGCUCAGUCGUAUGUUUAGUUGCAGCUACUGUUGGAGUGGUCAUAACAGCUGUAGUUAUAGCUUCUCAUGCUUUUGUCGCCCUUGUAGCAGCCCCGGCAUGCACUGCUUGCAUCCCUUCAAAAAUGGCAAAAAAAGAACUGGUCCAUCUGGCGCAAUUGGAUGUUGCAACAAAGGGUAUCUUUUUCCUCCACAAUCACUUAGAAACAGUAAAUUGUUUGGUGGGCCGAUUAUAUGAUGCAGUGGAGUUCUACAAGCGUCUUGUUCGCUUUGCACUAGAGAGAGGAAAAGACCGAUACCCUAUCCAGGAGGUAGUGAAGCAACUUCACAGGAAACAUAGCAAUUUUUUGGAAGAGCUUCUGGGACUUGAGGAGCAUUUGUGCCUAUGUUUUGCUGCAAUAAAUAAGGCCAGAGGCCAUCUUCUCAACUAUCUCCUUCAUCAAAAUCAGGAUCCUGGAUAAUUAUAUUUGUAAGAAAUCCUUCAUUUGUUUUAGGUACCUUUUUUUGUUUUCUCCUCUAGAUAUCUAAUUAUUUCUGGCAUAUUUAACUUGCUUUUUUGAAUUUUUAUCUGUGCUAAAUGAACCCAUCAAUGGCAAACCAAAAUGUGAUAUGUUGACUCUUUGAAGCUCAUUUUGUCGAAAACAUCAA
Solanum lycopersicum (tomato) is the source of this 1799-nucleotide messenger RNA. Its product is annotated as UPF0496 protein At3g19330. The record is from RefSeq and is a predicted model, not a curated record. Lineage: Eukaryota; Viridiplantae; Streptophyta; Magnoliopsida; Solanales; Solanaceae.